Molecule: messenger RNA, 1325 nt
Organism: Gambusia affinis (western mosquitofish)
Lineage: Eukaryota; Metazoa; Chordata; Actinopteri; Cyprinodontiformes; Poeciliidae
Gene: cnrip1a
Product: cannabinoid receptor interacting protein 1a
Exons: 3
Coding region: 198-686 (162 amino acids)
Biological process (GO): negative regulation of signaling receptor activity
Cellular component (GO): plasma membrane
Molecular function (GO): type 1 cannabinoid receptor binding
Source: RefSeq, a predicted model, not a curated record
CACAUGAAGCUCCAAAUGAUCAGAUGAAAAAAGACGGAAACCUAAAAAAUAAAUAACCCUGAACUAAAAAGUUCGGAAAUGACAUCAUCAGUGUUGAGCCAGGGCUGGCUCAGCUCUUAUUGUGAAAGGUGCGACCGGAAGCCGCUGGUCCCUCUCAGCAUCCUCUCCUCCAGUAGCCGGAGCCGCAUCCCGGGAACAUGGACGACGUCCCGCCGAUCAUCACCAUCCAGAUCGCGCUCCGGAUCCAGCCGAACGACGGGCCCGUCUUCUUCAAGGUGGACGGAACCCGCUUCGGCCAGAGCCGAACCAUCAAGCUGCUGACGGGCUCCAAGUACCGGGUCGAGGUGGCGGUGAAGCCCGGAGCCCUGGAGGCCACCAACAUGAACAUCGGAGGAAUCGUGUUCCCUCUGGAGCAGCAGUCCAGAGACGAGGAGUCGGUGGUUUACCACGGGCGCUACGACACUGAGGGCGUCCCACACACCAAGAGCGGAGACCGCCAGCCCAUCCAAGUCAGUAUAGAGUUCAACAAGGCCGGGUCGUUCGAGACGGUCUGGCAGGUCAAGUUCUACAACUACUACAAGCGGGAGCACUGCCAGUUCGGCAACCAGUUCAGCAACGUGGAGUACGAGUGCAAACCCAACGAGACCCGGACCCUGAUGUGGAUCAACAAGGAGGCCUUCAACUGAGCCGGACCAGAACCGCUCCCUGUUCCUCUGCCCCACCAGAACCGGGCUGGUCUUCAGCUGAACACAACCGGUUCUGACCCGGUCUGAACUGGAGCAGAACCGGUCCGCAUCUGUUCACUAAAGACCAGAAUGAAGAACGGUUCUGUUUAAAGGUUCUGAUCCGAUCCUUCAUGGUCUACUUCAAUGCAGCCAAAUUAAACUGGCCCGGUUCUCCAAGUCCGGUCCACUGGGACGUCUGAGCCGGAUUGGGUUUAUGUUGCAUUUUUCUGGCUGAUUGGAAGGAAAACCUGGACCGGAUCAGAACUUUGGACCAGAACCGGAUCUGUUUGAGUGUUCUGAUUGUUUUCUGUCUAUUUUUGCUUCGUUGAGAAACUUUGAGUUCAGUCACAGAAUGAUGAAAACCAACGAGUGUUCACGGUGACACUCGGACUUGUCUGGGACUACUUUCAGCAGCGGAUGAAUCCGUCAUCUGUCUUCUGCUGCGAGGAGGACUUCUUCUUCUUCUGUGGUUUUCUCCUCGUUCGGCGCUUCUCUCUGCUGCAGCCGCCGAUUUCAAAGAUACAUUUUGCCAAAUCUGAUGUGUUGCUUCUUGUUUUGUAUUCAGACGUAGCGUAGCUGUGAAUAAAGCCGUGUUCUGGA